ACGCCCCCCAUCCUGCCCCCGAAGCCAAGCAGCCAGGAGCCCAGCCGCAUCGGCACGCCAACAACAACCACCUCCGGCGCGCCUCCGCAUCCGCCGUCCUCCCUCUCCGAAGCGGGGCAGCAGUACCGGGCCUCGGUCCUCUCCUCGACCGCAGCCGCAGCCGGAGCCGCCGCGACGCCGCCUCUCCCUCCUCCUCCUCCUUCUUCGUCAGCCACAACAAGAGCGGCGGCCGAGAUUCCUGAUCCAGGCGACCAGUGGCUGCCGCAGGUCGUCCAAGACAAGUCAAAACAAGACAUCGCCGACAUCCUCUCCAGCCCAUCCCUCCUCAACGCCCUCACCCACGCCCCGCAAGCCAUCCACCCCUCCCUCGCCGCCUCCCACGCCGCCCUCUCCGCCGCCCUCGCCAGCAACACGGACCUCGCGGCGCGCCUCCUCGACGCCGAGGCCCGGCUCGCGCGCCAGCGCUCCGCGACCCAGGCCCAGCUGCUCUCCAGCCACGCCCUCGAGCGCCAGUGGCGCCAGCGCCAGACGGACAUGGACACGGCCCUCGCGCGCUUCAGCCCCGCCGCGCUCUACCAGCUGCUUGCGCAGAGCGUGCAGGAGCAGGCCGGCGUGUGCCAGGCCAUGGAGGAGAGCUUCCUGGAUGCUGCUGCUGAUGAUGCCGGGGUGGCGGGCGAGAGGGAGGCCGCCGAGUGGAUUCGCAGGUACAGGGAGGCCAAGGUGCAGUUUUAUCUGAGGCAGGAGAGGAAGGAGAGGUGGGACGAGGGGAGGGUUGGGGGGUGGAGGUGA
Molecule: messenger RNA, 789 nt
Organism: Trichoderma citrinoviride
Lineage: Eukaryota; Fungi; Ascomycota; Sordariomycetes; Hypocreales; Hypocreaceae
Exons: 2
Biological process (GO): protein targeting to membrane; protein targeting to vacuole; ubiquitin-dependent protein catabolic process via the multivesicular body sorting pathway
Cellular component (GO): ESCRT I complex
Source: RefSeq, a predicted model, not a curated record